UGCAAAGAGGCGGGGCAACUGAGCGGCUAAGAAGCGGCCAGUGUUUUUCUCAGUUGAUUCUGAACAUUCCCCUUAAAGUGGACAUUAAACUAUUUCUUGUACGGUUUGUCUGCAGGCAUGCUUCUAUCCACACGCUGAAGAUGCACACUACACGAAGCCCCUCCUCCAUCUCAGCGAUGCCCCCGGCACACGCUUUGGACCUCAGCUUGUCCGGCUCCCAACUUUCCAUCAGCAAAAGACCCAGCAGCGCCUCACCUGGGAAAUACUUCUCUCGCUCCGUGUCCGUAUCCGUGGCGUGUGAGAGCAGAGGGAAACGCAACACCGUGGUGAGGAGCACGUUGAGCGAUGCCUUUGGAAGCUCCCGCUCCAUCAAGAACCUGCGGCGAUCCAACAGCACCACUCAGGUUAACCAGCAGGCCCACGCCGCCCUGAGUCAGGACCAGAGCGGCGACUACCUGACGCUGCUGGACAGCGGCGCCGACAGCCCGAAGAAGCUCGGCGGUCUCGGCAAGGUGUCGCCAGACAGAACCACGUGGAACAUCCUGGAUGACCAGCCUCGAGCGCCCACCCUGCUGUCAAGCGCCCGCAGCAGCGCCAGUGCCGACUCGCCGACCAGCCUCAAGAGAAGAGACGCCGGUGCCCCCUUCACUGCCAAUAACAGGAGCAACAAGGGCGCGGUGGGGAACUCGGUCACCCCCAUCUUACACAACAACCACGCGGAGAAGCCACUCACGCCUAAAAGCUCCAACCAAAGGCCGGCCUUCAAUAACAUCCUGAAGGCCACAGCCAAUGACGGAGCGUCGCUGGAGAGCAGCUCCCUCACCAAAUCCCAGAAGAACUUCUCCUCCACGUCUUCCAACAACAAAAGUCCAGCCCCCCAGCGAGGUAGCCCGGUCCCAUCGCGGCGCAAGGAGGUCACGGAGGAAGAGGCAGAAAGGUUCAUUCAGCAGGUCAACCAGUCCGCCGUCACCAUCCAGCGGUGGUACCGACGUCACGCCAGGAGGCGGCACGCCAACCAGGCAACACUCAGGCACAUCCUGGCAAGUAAAAGAAAGGAGUGGCAGGAGCGAGCGGAGGCGGAUGGUCAUCUGGAGCAGCCCAGAGACGACAGGAAACGCAUUCGUGAGGAAAAAGCACGCCAGGCGCGCCUCGCUGCUAUCCAGGAACUGCAGCAGAAGAGAGCCCAGCAGCAGGUCGCCGAGGCGGACGUGGACAAUGGUGGGCCGAGUGGCGCGGUGGGACGCAGGAAGCCGCAGCCGAAGAUUUACCCAAGCACCAGGGGUCCAAACUCACCCGGAAACAUCGGCCCGAUGUCCCCGACAGAUGUCAAAGCCAACAACACGGAUUUCCAUCUGAGCGUUGCGUCCGACAUCAGCGAACUGGGCUUCAGGGCGGUCUCUCCGGUUCUGUCCAAUCACAGAGCCUCACCGUUUUUCCAGGCGCUUGAUGACGAUGACGCCGCAGAAGAAGACGCCGACGUGGAGCAGCAUCAGGACAACGACAGGAAGUUGAUGCAUCAAGCGAGAGCUCGUCCGUCUCUCCUCAGCGGCACCCGGCCUAGCGCUUGUGAUGACCUGCAGCACGCUGCUGAGACGGAGCUGGAAAACCGGAGGCCAACUGGAAGCAAGAUGAUUUCGUUGAGCAACAGAGGUCCAUCUUCACCGAGGAACAUCAGCCCCAUGUCGGCGAUGGACGUCAAAGCCAGGAACACAGACUCCAAUCUGAACGUUCCGACCGACUUCCUCGAGUUCGCCUGCUUCAGAGCCGUCUCGCCACCGUCGUCCAAUCGCAGAGGUUCUCAGUGCUCUCAGGAACUUCCCGUAAGGUCUUUGGGCGGCGAGGACCAGCGGCAGGCAACGUCAUCCAGCAUGGCGUCCAAAUCCACGCUCAAUGACCUACUGGACACGCUCAAGCUGCUGGAGGCGGAACCUGAGCGUCUGUCUCAGCCCAAACUUUACAGCAAAGAAAAAUACGCUUGGACCGAUGAGGACGGGGACACCAACUCUCUGACCGCUGACAACCUGGAGCGUCAUGGCCAGCUCAGCCUGCCGCCGCCGCCGCCGCCAUCGGACGGAGCGGCGCUGCUGUCCGAGGCCAAGCUGCAGAGCAUCAUGAGCUUCCUGGAUGAGAUGGAGAAAUCGGAGCAAGAGCGUCCACGUUCCGCCACGUCAGGGUCGCAGAGAGAGGCCGUCUUCAUGGAGGAGGAACUCGCUGGGAUGGACCAGGCAUCUGCCACCGCCGCCGAAGUGUCCGGAUCCAUCAUGAAGAUCAAAAUGGAGCUGGAGGAGAAGAAACGUGUUGUUCUCAUGCUGCAGAACGCUCUGGCCCAGCAGAGGGAGCUGACGGUCCAACACGUGAAGGAGACGGAGAAGGAGCUGAGCCGCAACCUGCAGCUGCAGAGGGACCAGUAUGAGGCCACGGUCCAGAGGCACCUGGCCUUCAUUGACCAGCUCAUCAGCGACAAAAAGGCUCUGAGCGAGCGAUGCGAAGGCGUCCUGGCUGAACUGAAGCAGGUGGACCACAAGUACACCAAAAAGAUCUCGCAGAUGCAGGAGCAGCAUGAAAUGGUUUGGCAAAUCCUGGGUCCGCUGUGCGAGGAAAUCAAGAAGCUGAAGGAGCUCAUGAGCGUCACCGAGAAGAUUCGGCGAGAGAAAUGGAUUGAUGAGAAGACCAAGAAGAUCAAAGAGAUCACAGUCAAAGGUUUGGAGCCCGAGAUCCAGAAGCUGAUCUCCAAGCACAAGAUGGAGCUGAAGAAGCUGCGCACUCUUCACGAGGCCGAGCUGCUGCAGGCCGAGCAGCAUGGGGCGCAGAACUGCGCUCGCCAGUGUGAGGGCCUCCGCCAGCAGCUGGAGAAGGAGAAGGAGGAGCAGUGCCUGAGGGAGCGGGAGCUGGCCAAGCAGAGCUUGGAGAAGCAGCUCCACGAGGAGGAGAUCUCCCUGCAGCAGCACAGGAGGCGUCUCCACAAGGAGGUGGCCGAGGAGAAGGAGCGGCUGGCGCAGCUGGCGGCCAGGCAGCGCUGGGAGAUGGAUGAGCUGCGGCGGCAGAUGGAGGAGAACGCCAGCGCGGCCGGUCGGCUCCUCAAGGAGGAGCUGGACAAGACCAGAGAGGAGCAGGAGAGGAGACACCAGGCGGAGAUGAAGACGCUGCAGGAACACUUUGAGCAGGACAAGAUGAACUGGGAGGAGGCGUUCAGGAAGAAGCAGGAGGCGGGACUUCUGAGACGCGAGCGCGAGAUCAGAGAGGAGCUGCGUCGGGAACGUGACAAGGAGAUCGAGCUUGCCAUCUGGACGCUGGAGGAGGAGACCAACAAAGACAAGGAGGAGAGCGAGAGGGUGGCUGAAAACAGGGUGAAGCGCGUGCGGGAGACGUACGAGAUGGAGCUGAAGGAGCUGGAGCGCUCCCUUCGGGAGGCGGCGGAGAAGCAGCAGGAGAUGAGGAGGCAGCACUCGGAGACAGAAGAACAGCUGAUGAGCACGCAGGAACGCCUCAGCCAGAGAGAAGAAGAUCUCCAACACGUCACACAGAUCCGGGACCAGAUGCUGGCCGAGCGCCGCGGCCUGACCGAGGUCAUCCGACAGGAGUUUGCCGAGCGCCUUCGCGCGGCGGAGGAGGAGAAGCAGAGGUUGAACGUGGAGGUGUCAGAGGCGCGAGCGAGGCUGCAGCAGGAGGUGGAGAGGGUGACCAAGGAGAAGGAGGCGGAGCUUGAUGAAGUCCACCAACGAGUGAGGUCGGCCAUCUUGAAAAAAGAAGAAUCGGUCAGCGCUUUGCGGAGGCAGCACGAGGCUGCUCUGAAGAGGGCGGAGCACCUGGAGGCCCUGUGGGAGGAGCAAAGGAGACAGUUGCUGGCCCCGCUCCUUCCCCCGUAAACGAGUAUAUGGUGUCACCACCAUCCCCGCCCCCGCCAUGUUUACCUUCCGUUGGGACUGACCCGGGCCAUGAAGUCACCGCAGCUCCGCCCCUUCCCCCCACGGCACCGAGAACGCCUCCGUGUUCCCCACAGAGCGGUUCCAGAUGUUUCCUAACCAGCCCAGGCAGGCCUGCUGAGUGGAGAUGGGUGGGCGGUGGGGUGGGGCGGGGCGGGCGGUGCGGUCACAAUGACUCAUGUGUUUCAUCCCCAGGGGGCGAGUGUCCGCACAAGGAGUAGAAGCGUUCUAGAAUGUUGUUGUUGUUGUUGUUGAGAGAAGAAGAAGAAGAAGACAUGUCGGCGACGGCGUGAUUGAGGAGGUCACAUGUUCACAGCGUGGCCUUCAGGCGGCGUGAAGCAGGAAGAAGAAUGUGUUAAAAAAAAGAGAAAAAGGUUUACGAGGACAGAGUGCCGUGACCAUGAACGGCAAGAAUGUCAGUGAAGGACACAGGGGCCCCGCCCAUCCCAUCCCAUCCUGUGCUGGAAGUGAAGUGUGUCAUUUAGCGUCUAUUUAUUUUUCCAUGGAAGGACUCCCAGACUCCAGAAGAAUCCCAUUUGAAUGUGUUAACUUUUACACUUUAUUACGUGAAGCCAUCUUAAAGGGGAAGUGCACCCGGAAUUCCCGAUCCUUAUGUGAAACAUGAACAUAUUUCUUUCCCUUUUAAGUGCAUUGUUACAUAGUAAAUGUGUUAAUAUGAGCUAGCUAACAGCAGACGUCACCUGA
Doryrhamphus excisus (bluestripe pipefish) is the source of this 4628-nucleotide messenger RNA. RefSeq names its product centrosomal protein 131 (gene cep131). NCBI's taxonomy places the organism in Eukaryota, Metazoa, Chordata, Actinopteri, Syngnathiformes, Syngnathidae. Gene Ontology annotation, cellular component: centriolar satellite. Gene Ontology annotation, biological process: regulation of centrosome duplication; intraciliary transport involved in cilium assembly; cilium assembly. The record is from RefSeq and is a predicted model, not a curated record.